Aspergillus fischeri NRRL 181 is the source of this 2961-nucleotide messenger RNA. Its product is annotated as snoRNA-binding rRNA-processing protein PWP2. The transcript has 5 exons. Lineage: Eukaryota; Fungi; Ascomycota; Eurotiomycetes; Eurotiales; Aspergillaceae. Gene Ontology annotation, molecular function: protein binding. Gene Ontology annotation, cellular component: Pwp2p-containing subcomplex of 90S preribosome; small-subunit processome. Bases 1 to 2961 code for a protein of 986 amino acids. The record is from RefSeq and is a predicted model, not a curated record. Gene Ontology annotation, biological process: maturation of SSU-rRNA from tricistronic rRNA transcript (SSU-rRNA, 5.8S rRNA, LSU-rRNA); ribosomal small subunit assembly.
AUGGAUCGGUCUGGUAUGGAUUGGAAUCGGCUGUUGCUGCCCCUGAAUCACAGACCCGGUGGAGAAGCAAACACCAGCAAACAAGCAAACGUGACCUUUGGGCCCCAGAUAGCGCUAGUACUAAUUCGAGCAAGCGUCUUCGGCCUCGGAUUAACAGAUGAUCAGCUCUCUUAUCGCCCGUUUAGGAAGACGAUUUUUUUGAAGAUCGACUCCAGGCGAAGACUGAGAAGCUACGCACGCUUAUCAGAGACAAUGAAGACAGAUUUCAAGUUCUCCAACCUUCUGGGGACGGUAUAUCGCAAAGGAAAUCUUCUCUUCACGCCCGAUGGAAACUGCUUGCUUUCCCCAGUAGGCAAUAGGGUCACAGUUUUCGACCUUGUCCAGAACACAUCAUACACACUUCCAUUCUCUCAUCGCACCAAUAUCGAUCGUUUAGAUCUUUCGCCCCGCGGCAACCUUCUGCUCUCCGUUGACGAGAAUGGUCGUGCUAUCUUGACGAAUUUCGUUCGCAGGAUUGUAAUCCACCACUUCUCCUUUAAAGGUCGAGUCACUGCGCUCAAAUUCUCGUCAACGGGUCGUCAUUUCGCUGUCGGAGUGGGAAGACGGUUGCAGAUCUGGCACACACCAUCGACCCCGGGUACCGAUAAUAACGGAGAGAUCGAAUUCGCACCCUUUGUUCUGCACCGGGACCUCGCCGCCCAUAUUGAUGUCAUUCAGAAUAUUGAGUGGUCCAGAGACUCACGCUUCCUCCUUACCGCAUCCAAAGACCUCACAGCACGGAUAUGGAGUUUAGAUCCGGAAGAAGGCUUCGAACCCACCACCCUAGCCGGCCAUCGUCAAGGCGUGAAGGCAGCCUAUUUCACAGCAGAUCAAGAAUCCAUCUACACGAUCAGUUCAGAUGGAGCUCUUUUCAGGUGGGAGUACGUGACUAAGAAAGAUCCGGAUACGAUGGAAGAUAUUGCCGAAGCUCGUUGGCGGAUUGUCAAAAAGGACUACUUCAUGCAGAACGAUGCCAAGGUCAACUGUGCUACUUUUCACGCCCCCUCGAAUCUCUUGGUUGUAGGUUUCUCCAACGGCCUUUUCGGCCUGUACGAUCUGCCGGACUUCAACCCGAUCCAUCAACUGAGUGUUUCUCAAAGCAACAUCGAUUUCGUGACAGUCAACAAGUCCGGUGAGUGGUUGGCCUUUGGCUCGUCGAAGCAUGGUCAAUUGCUCGUGUGGGAAUGGCAAUCGGAGUCCUAUAUCUUGAAGCAGCAGGGUCACUUGGACUCGAUGAACGCUCUUGCCUACUCCCCAGACGGGCAAAAGAUUGUUACUGCCGCGGAUGAUGGAAAAGUAAAGGUCUGGGAUGUCAAGUCCGGCUUUUGCAUUGUCACAUUCACCGAGCAUUCGAGCGGAGUCACCGCGUGCCAGUUUGCCAAGAAAGGAAGUGUUUUAUUUACCGCAUCUCUGGAUGGCUCAGUGAGGGCAUGGGAUCUCAUUCGUUAUCGCAACUUCCGAACCUUCACUGCACCAUCCCGGACGUCUUUCACCUCUCUCGCCGUCGACCCAAGUGGUGAGGUCAUUUGCGCCGGGUCACCGGAUUCUUUCGAUAUCCAUGUGUGGUCAGUACAGACAGGACAACUUCUUGACCAGUUGUCCGGUCACGAAGGGCCCGUAUCGUCGCUCGCGUUCGCGGCGGACGGCAACCAUCUAGUUAGCGGUAGCUGGGACCGUACUGUCCGAGUAUGGAGCAUUUUCGGAAGGACGCAGACUAGCGAACCUUUGCAGCUCAUGUCAGAUAUUCUGCAUGUGGCAUUCCGGCCUGACGGGAAGCAGGUUGCCGCAUCUACUCUUGACGGUCAGUUGACCUUUUGGUCUGUGGACAACGCAGUCCAGGAAGGAGGCAUUGAUGGUCGUCGCGAUGUGUCCGGCGGCCGCAAGAUGGGCGAUCGUGUAACGGCCGCGAACUCAGCGGCAACCAAACAUUUCAAUUGCAUCACAUACAGCGCUGACGGCUCUUGUAUCCUGGCUGGAGGCAACAGCAAGCACAUUUGCCUGUACGAUGUGAGAUCGGGCGCACUGCUGAAGAAAUACACAGUCAGUGUCAACACUUCUCUAGACGGCACCCAGGAAUUCUUGAACAGUCGUGAUUUGACAGAGGCUGGCCCUCGAGGUCUCAUUGACGAGACAGGCGAAGCUUCAGAUCUGGAAGAUCGCAUUGACCGCAGCCUUCCCGGCGCGAAGCGCGGCGAUGCUGGGACGCGUAAGACUCGACCCGAAGUGCGUGUCACUGCAGUCGACUUCUCUCCAACCGGGCGCGCAUUUUGUGCAGCUUCGACGGAAGGUCUUCUAGUGUACAGUCUCGACACCGAAUUUGUCUUCGAUCCGUUUGACCUUGAUCUCGAUAUCACUCCCACCACUAUCCUUGCCACCCUUGACGCUGCUAAGAAGGCGCACUCUAUGAACACAGCAGACGAUGACAAUACGUUCUUGAAAGCGCUAGUCAUGGCUUUCCGUCUUAACGAGUCGAAACUGAUUCGCGCUGUCUAUGAGGCUAUUCCACCCUCAGAGAUUUCUCUUGUGGUACGCGCACUGCCUACUGUCUACCUCUCUCGCUUCCUGCGAUUCGUAGCCCAGUCUGCUGAAGAAACGCCUCACCUGGAGUUCAACUUGCGGUGGAUUGAAUCUCUCCUUAGCAUCCAUGGUCGCUACUUCAAGGAUAACUCAGGCACGCUCGCAACAGAACUGCGUGCCAUACAGCGGGCUGUUGAUGACAUUCGGGAGAAUUUGAGGAAGUUGACGGAGAAGAAUGUGUACGAUCUCAAUUAUCUCCUCUCGAAACCGGUACUUGCAGACAAAAUGAAUGGCGCUCCGAAAGCCAUUCAAGAUUAUGAUGCUAUAAUCAUGGACGGCGAAGAUGCGCGCAUGUCUGAUGUAGAUGGGGAUGAUAGGGAGGGGGAAUGGGUUGGCCUCGAAUGA